AUGUCCGAAAUUGCUUUCGAGAUACGAGAUGCCUUUCCUCCGGACACAAUUGACGAGGUCAUCGUCCAGUAUCUUGGUGGGCUCUGGGAUGACCCGGACGAGGAUUCUGCAGAUGUUCUCAAAGUGACGAAGGAGUUGCUGCGAUCUGCGGUUCGAGGAUACGACGCCGAGAUCAACAAGCUAAUCUCAAGAUUGACUGAGGAGUCGAAUAAGCGGGAAGAACUACACUCGAAGCUUCAGAGGCCUGCACUUACACGCUUGGAUAAUGUUAUCGAUAUGAGCCAAACAGGCGCAAUAUCGAAAACCAUUGGGUUUUCUGAGGGUGUGGAUCUGUCGUCUAUCACUAAGGGCAAACAUAAAAAAUUGGAAAAGGCUGAGGCUAAACUUAAGGCGAAGAUUGAGAAGCGUGCUCGUCGUGAUCUGUAUGAAGGAUCAAAACUCCUCGAUAUGCAAAAGAAACAGCAAACGUACGAGGAUAUGUUCCUGAAGAUCAAUCCACUUGAAGCUCGCACAUCGAGCAAAGGAAAGAGCAAGGACAUUCAUUUGCAAAACAUUGAUGUCAGUUUUGGGUCACAUCGAAUUUUGCAAGUCGCUCGAGAGAUGAGAUUCGAUGUUAUAAUUGACAUGGUUUCCCUUAGAUCUGGUGCCUCUUUAACUCUCGCGUACGGACGUCGUUAUGGCCUUAUUGGACGGAAUGGUAUUGGCAAAAGUACACUUUUACGGCAUAUAGCAUUGCGGGAGCUACCCGUUCCUUCCAACAUCUCUAUAUUAUUUGUCGAACAAGAGAUAGUUGGGGAUGAUACUCCUGCCAUUGAGUCGGUUCUCAAAGCAGAUGUCUGGCGAGACAGAUUGAUGACCGAGGAACGAGAUCUUAAUGCCAAGUUGGCGAAGUUGGAGACCAGCGACCCAUCUGAUGGAGCCGCCGAGGCGGCAAGAGAAGAGGCUGAGAGUCGGCUGGUUGAAGUGCAUGCGAGUUUAGCUGACAUGGAGGCGGAAACGGGACCAGCUCGGGCUGCGCAGUUGCUGGCCGGACUUGGAUUUGCCGAAGAAGAUCAGCAUCGAUUGACCAAGACAUUUUCUGGUGGUUGGCGAAUGCGAUUAGCACUGGCACGAGCCCUUUUUGUCAAGCCGGACUUGCUGAUGCUUGAUGAGCCGUCUAACCACAUUGAUCUAAAUGCCCUUGCUUGGUUUUCUACAAGACUACUUGCAAACCUGGCCGGGACGAUUCUUGUUGUGUCCCAUGACCGUGCCUUCCUUGAUGCUGUGGCCACAGACAUUGCAACGAAGACGGAGCGCGAGCGGAAUCAGCGGAAGGAGUAUCAUGCUCAAAUGGAAUACCGUGCCCACUUGCAAGCCUUUAUUGAUCGAUGGCGUUAUAAUGCGAAUCGUGCCGCUCAGGCACAAAGCAAGAUAAAAAUCCUUGAGAAGCUUCCUGAGCUCGAGCCUCCGGAGGAGGACGAAACGGAGAAGUUCAAAUUUCCGGAGACAGAUAAGAUAUCUCCACCUCUUCUACAACUUAGCGAGGUCACGUUUGGAUAUACCCUUGACAGGAUUAUCCUCAGAAACGUCAGUAUUGAUGUAGGCCUGGAGUCUCGCAUUGCUGUUGUUGGCUCUAACGGCAGCGGGAAAAGUACUCUGAUCAAGUUGCUCACUGGAGAGUUGAAACCGCUGUCGGGGGACCAAAUACGAAAUGGGCGCCUUCGGAUAGCUUACUUUGCCCAACACCAUGUUGACACGCUCCCAUCGGCAAUGUCUGCUGUUUCCUACUUGGCUCAGAGGUUUCCAGGCAGAAACGAACAAGAGUACCGAGCACAUCUUGGCGCUUUCGGCAUUUCAGGCUUGACUGGAUUACAAUCAAUAGAGACGCUCUCCGGAGGCCAAAAGAGUCGUGUCGCAUUCGCGGUAUUAUCUCUUCACAGACCUCACAUCUUGUUGCUCGAUGAGCCUACCAAUCACCUUGACAUGGAGGGUCUGGAUGCAUUGAUGCAUGCGUUGGGAACGUGGAAUGGAGGCGUCAUUCUUAUUUCUCACGACGAACGCUUCAUCACGAGGGUUGCGUCAGAACUCUGGGUUUGUGCUGACGACACUGUGAAAAAAUAUUAUGGGGAUGUGGAAGAGUACAAGAAGCUCAUUAUAUCCAAUAUCAAGACAAGGCCAUAG
Messenger RNA from Cantharellus anzutake, 2160 nucleotides. Its product is annotated as P-loop containing nucleoside triphosphate hydrolase protein. The coding region runs from base 1 to 2160 and encodes 719 amino acids. Gene Ontology annotation, molecular function: ATP binding; ATP hydrolysis activity. The transcript is spliced from 19 exons. The record is from RefSeq and is a predicted model, not a curated record. Lineage: Eukaryota; Fungi; Basidiomycota; Agaricomycetes; Cantharellales; Hydnaceae.